AUGAACGAUUUCCUCAGAUGGGCUGACGAGAAAGGAGUGAAAGCUGAGGGAAUCGAGAUAAAAGAGGCAGAGCCGGGUGCCGGCUUCGGUGUGUUCUCUCAUCGUGUGCAUCCACCCGAAUCCCUUCUCAUUCGUUUGCCCCAUUCACUUCUCAUCACCGCCGGAUCGGUGGCCGAUAUCGGAAAAUACAAGACGAUCAUCGAAAUGAACAGCGAAAAACCGAAGCCUUUCGAACUCCUGACGCUAUUCUUUUGUCUCGAGAAUCCGGAUGACUCUCCAUAUGGACCGUAUCUUCGAAUUUUGCCAAAAUCUUUCGACACCCCAAUCGCGCAAGGGAUUUCUUUUGACGUGAACGAGAUUCCUUUGAUUACCCGCGGCUUUUAUGAGCUACAAUUACAAGAAUUGGAAACCGUCUGGGAAAAAGUCCAAAAUCUAUGCAAAAACUCCGGAUUCGAGGUCGAGCAUGAGAAAUUUCUCUGGGCAUGGCAUGUGGUGAAUACUAGAUGCAUCUAUUUGGAGAACCCGACACAUCCAUUGAUCGAUUCUUCAGACGGCGAUACAAUUGCAGUGAUUCCUUACGUCGAUAUGCUCAAUCAUGACCCUGGGGCACAGGGAUUUGCUUUUUAUGACAAAGUGCGCAAAGAGUACUGUGUUCGAGCGACGAAAACCGUUGCUGAUGAAGAACAAGUUUUCGUCUGCUAUGGUCCACAUGACAAUGUUCGUUUAUGGAUCGAAUACGGGUUCACGCUAAAAGAGAAUCCUAAUAGAAAAGUCGCCAUUCCACAAGAUCUACUCGUUGCGUUGGCGAAAAAAGUCGGAGUUGCCGUGUCCCCCGAAAACAUUUCCACAUUGAACGAUGCCGGGCAACCAAGUACAAUCUACGCUUCUGAUGAGGGUCCAAGCUGGUCACUGUCGACGAAUGUGCAAAUUUUGUUGAUGUCAAGAGAGGAAUUAAAACGCUGGCGUGAGAUCGUGUACGCCGAGGAAAAUCCGAGACGGAGAUCGAGAAGAAAAAGUGAUGAUGGAAAUGAGGAGAAUGAACGGCGAUUGCGAGAAGAAAGAAGUAUUUUGAGGGAAAUGCUUCGCGAAUUGGUGACAUCAAUACGACAAAGAGGGGAGAAAGUGAGUGAUUUUGGUUUCGGAUUUUCUGGAGAGGGGGCCAUCGCUUCGCCUGUCGCAAGAUUUUGGAUGUCGGAUGCUGGUGGAAAUUUGCAAUCGUCAGCGAUUCCCGGUGGUGGAACUUCGAUUCAGGGAUGGAUUGAUCAGGUGGAGAAGGACUUCGACAAAGCCUUCGUCUCACUCGAUUUGCUGCUUGGAGAGGUCGACUCGGAUCAGAUUGAGAUCACAUACGAGGGAAGAGGAAAAAUGACAUCGUUGUCAAGCUGUUUCGCUCAACUUCUACACAAGACGCAGACAUUGCAUCACGCGUUGUCAAGGCAGAAAACUGAGACGGUAGCUCUUCGCGAGGAACUCGUCACUGCACAAGGAGUUGCCCAAGAACGACACAAAGAAGCACAACAAUUGCUUGUACAGGUUCACAGUUUGCAAUGCGAAUUGCAUUCAAAGACGGCCCCGCAUGAGUCGGAUAUGAUCAAGAAGAAGCUGGAUUUGGAGAUUAACGCUUUCCGAGAAGAGGUCAUCCCAUCGCUGAAGCUUGAGUUUGAGGUGGGUUUUGUGGGGAAAUUUCAAACACAAAAAAAACCAAAA
Messenger RNA from Mesorhabditis belari, 1707 nucleotides. Lineage: Eukaryota; Metazoa; Nematoda; Chromadorea; Rhabditida; Rhabditidae. The record is from the annotation of a GenBank genome assembly.